Molecule: messenger RNA, 1154 nt
Organism: Ipomoea nil (Japanese morning glory)
Lineage: Eukaryota; Viridiplantae; Streptophyta; Magnoliopsida; Solanales; Convolvulaceae
Exons: 5
Coding region: 273-920 (215 amino acids)
Biological process (GO): regulation of mitotic cell cycle
Source: RefSeq, a predicted model, not a curated record
AUUAUAGGGAACCAUUUCCGCAGCCCAAUUGUAAAAUGGGCAGCCCGUCCUUAAAACACCUCCACCCGAUUCGCUUUCACGGAACCCGUUUAUUUUAUCCCCAUUUUAUCUUUGAUAAAUUGAAUUCCAAACGGCUACUUUUCUCCAUCGCUCCAUCUUCCCCCCUCCUUUCGAAUUGCGCCAUUGUCUUCUUCAACUGACUCUCUCUCUCUCUCUCUCUCUACGCAGAGAACAGAUUCUAUACCGAUCAUCAAAUCAAAAUACAGACAAGUAUGGCAAGCAAUCUCAUCCAGAGGCCACUGAUCUUUCAAGACGAGAACUUGGAUGUCUACUGCAAAAAAGCCGUGACGGGUGACAAAUCGAAGAGUUCUAAACAAUCGAUUGUGAAGAAAGGCGCGGCAGGGCUAAAGGAAGCUGUGGCGGGCGAAAAUUCAAAGUCGGUUGCCAAGAAAGGGCUAAAGAGUCGCAGCGCACUGAAUGACAUUACAAACAAGUCAUCUGUUCCCCCAAAAGCAUCGCAGAAGAAGAGUGUCUCCCAGAAGAAGAAGGUUGUGGUUAAGGAGGAUGCAGUUAACAUUGCGGAGGAGACCUUCUUGCAUGACCACCAGAAGUGCAUUGAGGCACAACAGGCCGCACGGACACUGGAUCUCUGGCACUUAGUUUUUCCUGAACGUGAUUCCUUGCCUCCCAUUGAAAUUUCAGACUUCAUACCAGACAAGAGCAACCAUCACUGUAUUGAUAGUCCCUGCAGCUUCCCAGAGCCAGAAGAAUCACUCAUGGCAGAGUUCUCUGCAUGGUUUCAAUCUCCAACCAAGAGAUCUCCUCAAUCCUCUCCAGCACGCAGUGAUUCUCCGCUUUCUUUGUGGGAAUUUGAGCCAGUUGAAUUCAAAAUGAAAGAAGAAAUCGAUAUCGUGUUUUGAUUGCUCUGCUUGAUCCUAUGAAUUCGAGACAUCUAUAUUCAUUGCUUAUCCAACAAUGUUUGAAGCUCAGGGAACUAUCUGGUUUCCUUGCAAUGUGUAUGGCAGAUUCAAUUUGAAAGACCAUGAUUGUAUUGCCCCCAUCCCUAAACUUUCAUCUAUUUGUAGAUUUUUGCAGAUGGUUGAACAACCAGCACUAGCAAUAUUUCCUUUAUAUACAGUUGAUUCAUUUACCAA